This is a messenger RNA of Helianthus annuus (common sunflower), 522 nucleotides long. RefSeq lists its product as uncharacterized. The transcript has 2 exons. Lineage: Eukaryota; Viridiplantae; Streptophyta; Magnoliopsida; Asterales; Asteraceae. Bases 1 to 522 code for a protein of 173 amino acids. The record is from RefSeq and is a predicted model, not a curated record.
AUGGCUCGAUUUGUGGGAAGAUCCGAUUCAACCAACCAACAUAUAGUUGUCUUUUGGAGGCGUAUAUGUGAGAACUUUUUCGCCACAUUGGGUCGUGGUGAAUAUCGUACGUUCAAUUCGUUUUCGGACAAGUGGAUCGUAAUAUGCACCAAGAUUAACAACUUCAACAACAUAUACAAUAGCCACGCCAACAAUCACACAAGAAGAAGCGGUUCAAGUGACGUGGACAUCAUGAUCGCCGCCCACAACGAAUAUAGAUCGUAUCAUAGGCAUCCGUUUACGAUGAUACUUUCGUGGGAGCUUCUUCGCAAAUCUCCAAAGGGGCAUCUUGUACCACCGUUUAACCCAACGACCCAUAUGCCAAAAUGGUCCAAAUCAACAACGACUAGCGAACCAUCAGAGUUCGAUGUUCGUACCACUAUUAACUUAAACGACGAGUUGGAUGAAUUGCAUUUCGAGGAACCGCAAGAGCUGCCACGACCAAAGGGUAGGGAUAGAAGAAAGACAGCGGCACGAGCAUGA